Leptinotarsa decemlineata (Colorado potato beetle) is the source of this 4229-nucleotide messenger RNA. RefSeq names its product MAP7 domain-containg protein plexus. Lineage: Eukaryota; Metazoa; Arthropoda; Insecta; Coleoptera; Chrysomelidae. The record is from RefSeq and is a predicted model, not a curated record.
CUGUGUUGCUGUAACCGUGCACUGUGCGGUGCGUUGUUGGACAAUUUUUUUUCUAAAAUGGCUGAUUAUCAUGCCAAAAUCAUAUGAAACUUGGGACGUGUUUUUUUGAAAUAUGCCCUUUUGUUACUUUCGGUCAGUUGUUUUCAAGUGAAAGUGGUUUUCCUAAAUAUGUUAUCGUUCGUAUAAAUAAGACCUUUUCGUGUUAUUUGUGUUAUGUAGAUUCUAGUGAGGACGAACUGGAGUAGAUAAGACCAUCUGAUGUUUUCAGCACAAGUUUAAAGAAUUGUUCGUUUGUACUACUGUGUGUUAAAAAUACCUCAUGAAUGAUAAUUGGCUGCGCGAGCAAUGGACAAGCCGCAAGGAAAAAAAGAACCGCAGUCUUCGGACCCCCCGCAACAGAGGGCGCCUCCCGAAGUCUGUUUCGUUUGCGGCAACCGCAACCAACCCCACAUCUACUACCUGAACACCAAACCCAUUCCCAACAAGCCCAAAGAGCCGUACUUUCCCUUCCUGGACUCCCACGAGCCUCCCUCUGGAUAUAUUCCUAGAAAAGAGGCAUCCGUUCCCGCCUGCUACCUCUGCUACGCCCUCUUGCUGCAACAAUGGGAGUCUUACGAGAUCACAAUGAGGCCCCACUCGGAACGGAUGUACUGGUUGAAGCGGGUCGACAACGGGCCAUAUACGGGGGCCGAUAUGUUGAUGCAGGGCGAGUAUGCGGCGCAGGUGCUGGGAUUGAAUAGCGACGGGGUGGGAAGCGUGCCCCCUCCGAGACCCACAGGGUUGAAAGAGGAGCCGAAGGGCUGCGUUACCGGAAGACAAACGCAGGUACCCAACAAAACACGCGAAACCAGCUCCGACAUGAUCUCUUUGGAAGGAGCCCUUGACCUCACCCAUCCUCAGCAACCGGUCGUUCAGCAUCAGCCGCAGCAGCAGCAGCCGCACUCCGUCCCGGUGUUCCACAGCCAAAACUCCAACUCCUCCACCGGAACCACAGGCACCGACAUCCUCGAUCUCAGCAUGCCCGAUAAGAAUUCCGUAACGGAGGUGUGUUACGUGUGCGGCGACGAAUACAAACGAGGCAGUCUCGAUUUCGUCGAUUCGAAACGAGCGCCCGACGAUUUCUCCGAUCCCGACAAGCCGUUUUUUCCGAGUUUGAUCGAGCACCCGAGGCCGAGCCGGAGCCGGCCGAUCGACUCAUGUGGGAGGGUGCAGGCGUGUGUGGAGUGCCAGCACCAUUUGUUGAAGCAGUGGGAGACUUUCAAGGCACAAGGAGUACCCCACGCAGACCGCAAGUACACCCUUAGAAAACGACAGAGCUGCACUUUGGAUACGACCACCUUCAUUUGCUAUACUUGCGCCUUGGAAUACCCUUCGAGCAGCAUCCGCUUACUGUACUGCUGCCAGAACGCCGAAAAAGAGCCCUACUUCCCGUUCAUACAGACACUAAAAGCGCCUCCCGGCGCGAGUCCCAUCAGCCCGCAGGGCAUGGUUCAGGUGUGCUCGAUCUGCUACAAGUCCAUCCCGCAAAAGCACCAAGUGUUCGGCGGGGACCCUAGCGCCGUGGCCAACAAUCACGUUUCGGUGGUAGAUAUACUGUUUCACAACAAUAAUUCUUCGAGGCCGAGUACGGUGAAGUCGCCAGUGAAUAGCGCAGGGUCCGAUAUCAGAUACAAGCCGUACGACAUCAAUUCUUCCAUCAAUAAGAAGAAACAGUUGCACGACAGUAGACAAAAUCAUCUCAAGACUCUCAUGUCUACACGCACCACAUCUCCGUCGCCCGAUCUCAACGGACAACCGGGCAGUCAAAAUUAUCGCUGCUAUAUCUGUACCGGCCUUUAUCCUCGCGUCCAGAUGGAGUGGGUUAGCACUUCUGCGGAAGGCAUGAAUUCGCACGCGAUGCACUUUCCAUGCCUUGUUAAAGUAUCGAGGGCGACUGAAAACACAUGCAUGGAUUCCCAUGGCAGAGUAUUGAGCUGCAACAAAUGCGUGUACCAUCUGUCGCAACAAUGGGAAGCCUUGGAAGCUGAUAGGGUGCCCUUAGAACGAAGAAGAUAUGACAUACCUAACUUAGACACGACAGCAAAUGGUGAUCAAGGAAUCCUCACUCCCCCAAGUACAAACAGCGAAAGAACCGUGGGAAGUGGCAGCAAUCCAGGAACAGGUGGUAGCAGUAUAUUUUGCUUCAUAUGUGGAUUCCAUUCUGAACUCACUUUGGCCAGAGUUGUUUACAGCAAACCUCAAGGGAGAAAUGCGCCGUACUUUCCAAGACUUCUCAGCCACAAAAGUCCUCUGAAUGCCGAACAGUUACGAGAGGGCGGGUCUGCUUUGGUGUGUACAUUUUGUUAUCACACUAUGGUCAGUCAGUGGCGAAGAUUUGAGGCUCAAGGUGCCUCAGCUCUGCCGGCUGAGAGGAGAGAGUACAAUACGCAUGAUUACUGCUGUUACGUUUGUGGCAUCGUUACUUAUAGGAAAAGGGUUCGAGCAUUGCUAAACAAGGAUUUCCCUUUUCUGAGGUUCCAUCCUCAACCCGAGAAUUCUCUUGUUCUAGAGAACGGCGACUACUCAGUAGUCUGUUUGGAUUGUUAUGAGACUUUGCGGACACAGAGUUUAGAGUACGAGAGAUGGGGCUUGCCUCUUGACAAGAGACAGUACAACUGGAUCACACAACCUCCACCGCCAGAGGAUAGUCCUGAGGCUACCGUGGCUAGAUUGCCAAGUGGGCAGCGGAGUGAUAAAGUGGUGCCUCAGACUUUCAUUAUGAAACCAAAUAAGAGAAAUAAUUCUCCAAAAAUUGCAGAGAGGAAAGUUUCUUCGAAAAAUGAUUCGAGACCAGGAUUACCAAACAGUCCCAAACUCGCCUCUUCGACCAACUCUAGCACUAAACCUCGUACGACCAGCGGGCAUGCUGUUUCGGGUCCCGGUCCUGGCACUCAGAACCAGUUCUCGCAUUCUUUCGCUGCGGCACUUCGUAACUUAGCUCAGCAGACCGUUCCUGGAACCAAUGAGCACCCUCCAACUAGUCAGCCCGCUUCUGAAUCCGUCAGAAGAGAACCAGCUGUCAUUUCUGCGCCUGAAAAGCCUAAAGUAACUGCCGAAGUUCCUCCAUACAUCGGAUCCACAACGAUGCGGUCUUACGAACCCAGGCUGCCUACCAACACCGCAGAUAGAUACCAUGCAAGUGCGAUGAUGGAUAUGUCUCGAAGUGGUUUUCAACCUUAUCGACCGGAAGACAGUAGAAUGCAACAUCCCUCAUUAGCCGGUAUCGAAAUAACUGGUUACCCGACGUACCCACCUUACCCUUCGAUACCCUUGAUGGAAGAACAAAUUUACUAUGAUCGCAUGGGGAUGUUGAGACCGCCUUGGCCUCCAAUUGGAAAUCCUUAUCUACCCUAUAUGAUACCCGGAGCGACCAUGCCGCUUUAUAUGCACGAAAGAUUCAAGCUAGAAGAGGAGCACCGCCGACUAGCUGCCACCCGCAAAGACGAAUACAUGGAACGAGAGCUGAUAGAACGAGAACUUCAAAUCCAAAGAGAACGCGAGCAAAGAGAAAAGGAACGGCUCCACCGCGAACGGGAGAAAGUUCAGUCUCGCAUGUCACCCCACCUACCACCUCAUUUAACCGCUCAAUCGCCUCUUAUGAUCCCCGUCUUGCAUCCUAAUUCCAUGUUACCACCCUCUCCAAUAGGUUUAACGUCGGCAACUCGCCAGUCCUCGAUGGGAUCGGCUUUCAUAGCGCCCAACGCCCCUUCGCAGACUUAUCCUAUCCCGAGAUCUAGCCCAUCUCUGCAAAGGCACUCUCCCAACGUCAGCAUGGCUUCGAAUUACACCCUGAACCUCAGUCAACGCCAAAGCCCCGUCAUCCAACCUUCAGGGCCAAUGAUAAGUCUGGCUCCGCCUUCUCCUAGCCACACCCCGACCAGGGCGUCGCCAAAACCGCCCACGCCCAAGCCGAGCAACGGCAACACCCACUCCGCUGGUACUCCUACUGGAAUAGAUACUGUGUCUACUGUUGCUAAGAAUUCGGAAGAGGGACACACGAACGCCGCGACAAGCGAAGGGGUUCGAGUAGGCGGCGACACUGCCUGACCUCCUGUUUCGCCUGGAUUCUGCCACUGGUCGCGGAAUGCUUCGUGCUCUGACAGGAAGCCUAGUGUACCUCUCGUGAUGGCAAGUGACAAAAAUACUUCAAUCGACAUAAACACGAACACUCGAUCCAAGUUGGUGACAGC